AUACUAUAAUAAUAGCCAAACCAUGUAAGACCAAAUACUGCUGUCAGAAAACUAUGUCGCGUAAUAAUGUAUAAGCACAGAAUUAAAAGUUUAAAGUUAAAAUGUACUAAUUUUCUUGCAGCUCAGUUAUUUAGACGUAUUAUUAAGAUUAUAUGGUAGAGCGCUGUCAUAACAAAAUAAAAAAUGAGCACGCAUAUAUUAUAUGCCAUCUGUAAUAUGAAAUACAAUUAUAUAUUCAUAUAUAUGAAGGGAAUAUCUAGUAACAUGGAAAUUAAUAAUUAAAUAUAUGUUUUGACGAUUUCUGUUUUACAGGAUUUCCGUGAAGUUACAGCCAGCAGUAUCCGGGGUAUCGUCGCAUGACUAUCAGCUGACAAAACCUUUGCUAGUGUGCUACAGUUCUAAGAGAAAUACGUUUGCAAAACAUAAAGUUGUUUUUUAAAGCCAAGGUUUAACUUAAGCCGAAUAAAUCGUUGACCAACAGAAUGGCCACGAAUCCACCUCCAAAACUGCAAGUCCGAAGUAGUGAAAACGACAGGGGAACACAUUGAUUACUGUGGUUAUGCAGUACUGCCCAUGGCUAUAGAGCAAGAUAUCCUGACAGCUGUAUCGCUGAACAAAACACAAGUCAUCCAGUUGGCCAAUACAAAUCCAUUGUACCCGGAUUUCACUAGCCGUAUCAGUGAUAUUCAUAUUGACAAGACUAAACCUUUAUGGCAUUACUAUUUCCUUUGUGGUCUGAAAGGAAUUCAGGAGCAUUUCAGUCUCGCUUGUCCACCGGGGAUUAACUGUGCUGUGGAUGGAACCAUCCCAGCUAGCUCCGGGCUCUCCAGCUCGAGUGCCAUGGUGUGCUGUGCAGGGCUCGUCGCUUUGGAAGCCAAUAAGAAGACCCUUUCAAAGGUGGAACUGGCGGAGAUCUGUGCCAGCUGUGAGCGUUACAUUGGUACCGAGGGUGGAGGCAUGGACCAGUCCAUCUCAUUUCUUGCAGAGCAAGGGACUGCCAAGUUAAUAGAGUUCAAUCCUGUCAGGGCAACUGAUGUUCAACUUCCAGACGGAGCUGUUUUUGUGAUUGCUAACUGUUGUGUUGAAAUGAAUAAAGCUGCGACUUCUCAUUUCAACAUCAGAGUCAUGGAGUGUCGAUUAGCUGCGAAGCUUUUAUCAAAAGCAAAAGGCCUGGACUGGAAGAGACUGCUAAAGUUAGGGGAUGUUCACAAGGAAGCAGGGGUUACCCUGGAGGAGAUGUUGGCUACAGUGGAGGAACUGCUACACCCAGAGCCUUAUAGUCAGCAAGAAAUCUGUCAGUGCUUGGGUAUCACCCUGGAAGAGCUGUGCACCGGCAUUCUCAGUCAGAAUACACAAGAUGUUACCACCUUUAAACUCUACCAGCGUGCAAAACAUGUGUACAGUGAAGCUGCAAGAGUACUUGAGUUUAAAGAUAUUUGUGACCAGACACCUGCCAAAGCAGUCCAGCUGCUGGGAGAACUGAUGAACCAAAGCCAUGUGAGCUGCAGAGACAUGUACGAGUGCAGCUGCCCAGAACUGGAUCAGCUGGUGGACAUCUGUCUGCAAUCAGGUGCUGUAGGAUCAAGACUGACUGGAGCUGGGUGGGGAGGCUGUACUGUGUCAAUGGUACCCAAUGACAAGCUGGAUUCCUUCCUAUCAAAUGUACGAGAAUCAUAUUAUAAGACUGAUGCUCGAAGAGCAGCUUUGGAAACGCAGAGCUUAUUUGUCACCAAGCCUGGUGGAGGAGCUGCAGUCUUACUUGAGGUUUAAAAUUGUUAAUUUGAAAUCAUUUCUAGGAUGGCUGAAAUGUAACAAUUUAUUUGGAUUCUACAGUGCGAUCAAGUCUUAUUAAAGUCAAUAUUAAAAACU
Molecule: messenger RNA, 1869 nt
Organism: Acipenser ruthenus (sterlet)
Lineage: Eukaryota; Metazoa; Chordata; Actinopteri; Acipenseriformes; Acipenseridae
Product: N-acetylgalactosamine kinase-like
Exons: 9
Coding region: 574-1770 (398 amino acids)
Biological process (GO): carbohydrate phosphorylation; galactose metabolic process
Cellular component (GO): cytosol; cytoplasm
Molecular function (GO): galactokinase activity; ATP binding
Source: RefSeq, a predicted model, not a curated record